GCUGCAAAAGUAUGACCCUUAAUUGGCAAGAGCCGCAAGGAGAUGGAAGCUUGAGCUUCCGACUUUAUAUCAAAGCUUGUUGAGCAUUCACGUGAAGAGGACGCGUAUUCUUCAUUAUAUAUAUUGUUUCCAUUUAGCAUAAAAAUGACCGGAAGAAGCCGAGGAAGGGCAAGUUCGACACCCCAACAACCACUUCAAGGAGCUUGGGCACGUCGUCCUGGAGUAGCUCAAACUCCUCGCUCAUCGCCAAAUGACUCUCUGCCGAAUGUAGGCCGAAUCAUUCUUGCACCAGAGCCUGCCAUGAGUGCACCUGCUGGCGUUGAUCGUCAACCAGGAGUUGAACGUCCAGCCGCUACUUCUUCAGAUGUUGUUUCAGUUGGAGGUAGUGGUAAAAUGUCUUCAUCAGCUACUGUCGGACGUGGAGCAAUGCGAGGACGCAGAAUGAUAAACGCAGAUCUUAUAAACUCACGACCUGCUCAUGUCAAAACAUCAAAAAAAGGAACAAGUGGCAACGCAAUAAAAUUGCAAGCCAAUUUUUUCAAGAUUUUAAGCGCUCCGGAUUGGUGUUUAUUGCAAUAUCGAGUUGAUUUCGCUCCUGAAGAAGACAGAACUGUCGUUCGCAAAGGGCUGCUUCGUCUUCAUAAAAAGAGAUUGGGAAUUUACAUGUUUGAUGGCAGUGUUAUGUAUACUUGCAAUCGCUAUCACGGAGUUUCUAAAACAGUGUCAAUGGAAUUAUUUUCGGAACGACAAUCUGACAAUACUAAAAUUACAAUCAGUAUUCGAUUAGUAGGAGAAUUAGCCAAGGGUGACCCGCAUUAUCCACAAUUUUUCAACAUCAUCGCUCGUAAAGGAUUGGAGCAUCUCCGCCUUCAAUUAGUCGGACGCAAUUAUUUCGAUGCUCGUGCAAAAGUGGAAAUUCCUGAAUACAGGUUCGAAUUGUGGCCAGGUUAUCAAACAUCAAUUCGUCAACAUGAACGUGAUGUUCUGAUGGGAGUGGAAAUCACCCACAAAGUAAUGCGUCAAGAAAAUUUAUUGGAUAUUUUGAGUAAAGUUCGUGCUAAUGCUCGUGGUGGUGAUGUCCAAGGAGCCUGCAAAGCUGAAGUAAUCGGAAUAACGGUAUUGACUGGCUAUAAUAAUAACACCUACCGCAUUGAUGAUAUUGAUUUUUCAAAAAAUCCAACAUCAACAUUCAAAAUGGGAAAGGAAGAAACGCCAACUAGUUACAUGGACUACUAUCGUAACAAGUACGGCAUUAAUAUUAGUAAUCGAUCGCAACCACUUUUUGUUGCUCGUUUACCUCUGCGAGAUCGCCGCGCUGGGAAAGAUGAGUUACUUUAUUUGAUUCCUGAACUCUGUCGGGCCACCGGAUUGACUGACGCGAUGCGUACUGACUACAAGUUGAUGGCAAAGUUAGCAACAUUUACUCGUCUUAGUCCUGCCAAACGUAUUGAAAGAUUGUUACACUUCAAUAAACGGUUGCAAGAUGAACCAACUGUUGUUGAAGAGUUUUGUCAGUGGAAUUUAAAAUUGGAUAACAAAUUGGUUGAAAUUCCCGCCCGGGUAAUAGCUCCGGAGAACAUUAUUUUCGGAAACAUGAAACAAUCAGCUACUCAAACUGCUGAUUGGACUCGACAUUUCCGCGACGCAAAGUUAAUUAUCUGCACUAAGUUGUCCGAUUGGAUUCUCAUUGUUCCUGAACGUGCCAGAUCUGAUGCAAAGACAUUUGUUAACAACAUAAUUAAAGUUGGUAGAGGAAUGUCAUUCGCAAUUAGUGAACCGAAAGUCUGUGAAAUUCGUAAUGAUUCGGCUCAAUCAUAUGCCGAAGAACUAGAACGUGUAAUGAGCCGCACAGUUCCACAACUCAUUUGCUGUAUUUCAGUUAGAUCUCGUGCUGAUGUUUAUUCAGCUAUUAAGAAAAAGUGCUGUCUUGAUCGUCCUGUUCCGAAUCAAGUUAUACUUCAAAAAAAUUUAGCAUCUAAAGGAGCCAUGUCAAUUGCUACUAAAAUAGCAAUACAAAUGAACUGUAAGAUUGGUGGGGCUCCUUGGAGUCUUGACUUUGGAAUGUCAGGACUGAUGGUGGUUGGAUUUGAUGUUUGUCACGAUCCUAAUCAGCGUGGAACUGACUUUGGUGCUAUGGUUGCAUCACUUGAUCGUGGAAUGACUAGAUACUUUUCAGCUGUCAGCGCUCAUCGUAGCAAUGAAGAAUUGACCAAUGAAUUCAGUGUCAAUAUGAUAAAGGCGCUUCGUAAAUAUUCUACUUUAAAUCAAGGGAAACUUCCUUCCCGUAUUGUCAUCUAUCGUGAUGGUGUAGGUGACGGACAGAUUCCAUUCGUAUUGGAACACGAAGUAAAUCAUUUACAUGCCGCUCUUACCAAGUUGUAUGGAUCUGUUGAUCUUGUCAGGCUGGCUUUCAUUAUCGUUACAAAACGCAUCAACACACGAUUGUUUUACAAUCGUGAAAAUCCACCACCUGGUACAGUCGUUGAUGAUGUCAUUACAAAUCCAUGGAGAUACGAUUUCUUCAUUGUGUCUCAAUGUGUAAGACAAGGAUCUGUCUCACCUACUGCUUACAAUGUUAUUUAUGAUAAUGUUGGGUUGGAUGUGUCUAGUAUCCAACGGUUGACAUUCCAGUUGGCCCACAUGUAUUUCAAUUGGAGCGGAACUGUCAGAGUACCGGCACCUUGUCAGUACGCUCAUAAAUUAGCGUUCCUUGUAGCUCAAAGUAUUCAUCGAUCACCAAGCAGCCACUUGGAAAGUCUUUUAUACUUUUUAUAAAGUAUGUUAAGCAAACUAAAGACGAAAAAUGACCAUUAUAUUUUUCUUUAAUUAUAUUCAAAUUAAUUUUCUUAUUAAUAAUUAAUAUUUUUACAAUAAUAUACAUUUCUUCUAAUGGAAAAUUAGAAAAAUUUGGUACUUUUAUGUACUAAAAACUUUAUAAAUAUCGAAUUAAUUCUUUAAUUAAUUACAUACAUGUAUGUAUUUUUUUGUUUAAUUUUUAUAAUUAAUACUUCAUUAUUUUUAAUAAUUGAAAAAGUUUAGUUUAUAAAAACUUAUGACCUAAAUA
This is a messenger RNA of Microplitis mediator, 3064 nucleotides long. Its product is annotated as piwi-like protein Siwi. Gene Ontology annotation, biological process: regulatory ncRNA-mediated gene silencing. The record is from RefSeq and is a predicted model, not a curated record. Gene Ontology annotation, cellular component: P granule. Gene Ontology annotation, molecular function: protein binding; piRNA binding. The transcript is spliced from 11 exons. The coding region runs from base 145 to 2775 and encodes 876 amino acids. Lineage: Eukaryota; Metazoa; Arthropoda; Insecta; Hymenoptera; Braconidae.